This is a messenger RNA of Dicrocoelium dendriticum, 883 nucleotides long. Lineage: Eukaryota; Metazoa; Platyhelminthes; Trematoda; Plagiorchiida; Dicrocoeliidae. The record is from the annotation of a GenBank genome assembly.
AUGCCUAUGAAUCGCGAUAAGUGCUGUGUUCUCCCGAUCGGUGAUCAGGAACCUUUCGGUGCUUACCACAUCGGUGGAUUUCUGUUGAAGAAUGUGGUUGGUGAAAAGGAUUUGGGUGUACUUAUUUCUGCAAACAUAAGAACAACCCAGGACACGUUGCGGAAGAUAGCAUCUGCCACCAGGAUGCUCUGUGCCAUACGAAGGUCGUUCUACAAAUUGACUCUGCAGAACUUCAGGCUCCUGUUUUUCUCCCACGUUCGUCCAAUACUGGAAUACAGCCUACCUGCCAUACACCCACUCACGAAAUUUGCAUAUGAGUCGAUUGAGAAGGUUCAGAGGGGCGGAUCCAACUUAUGCUUUGCCUGCGACUGCUUGCGCUCUAAUAUGCCUAAGUCCAAGAAAGCUGCAAAGGGCGGAAAUACCGGCAAGCCUGGAGCCACAGGCUGUGUAAAAAACAGGAACGAAUCAUCAGUUAUUGUGGAGAAGCAGUCAAAAGCGGGAACUUGCGUGAAGGUACGUCAUAUACUUUGUGAGAAACACAGCAGAUGCUUGGAGGCUCUGGAGCAACUUCGAAAGGGGGUACCAUUUAACCAAGUUGCCGAAGCUUACAGUGAGGACAAGGCUCGUUCCGGUGGUGAUCUUGGAUGGAUGACGAGAGGAUCAAUGGUUGGCCCGUUCCAGACUUUUUCCACCAGGCUACAAAGUUCUUUGGAAGAACACGUGCGAUGGUCGAAAUCCCGCCACCUAAUGCUGAAUGCAUCUAAGUGCAAUUUCAUUGUUUUCACUUCAUAAAGCUGCUCGGUACCGAGAAUUUAAGCUCUUGACAGCUCGAACUUCUGUACAUCGGUCUCUUAGAUUCACGACUGUCAGCGCACGUGAAUAU